Molecule: messenger RNA, 715 nt
Organism: Moneuplotes crassus
Lineage: Eukaryota; Ciliophora; Spirotrichea; Euplotida; Euplotidae
Source: the annotation of a GenBank genome assembly
AUGGGCGAACAAGUCAAGGUCUUUUUCAAGCAGAAAUUCCAAGAAGUCCAAGCAGUCAAGGAACGUGAGCGGGAUUUUAGGCGGAGGAAGAAAGUUGAGAGUGUCAAGAAGCAAGCCAGGCUGCAGAAGGGACAUCGAGGAGAAGUUGAGAUGGAGAGAGAGGAGAAAUUUGAGGAAGCGGCCAGGGAGUUUAGGAGGUUGAAGAAGGAGUUUAGGGAGAUGGAGAGGGAGGUAGGGGAUGGAAAGGGGGAGAGGAGGGGACGGAGGGGGUCUCAACCGAUGUUGGUGAGUUUUACAGAUGUUCCUCUUGAUGAUAUCAACUGAUACCUAGCUCCUUUUGAGGAUACUCAUAAUCCAUUUGAGAACAUAGAUCUUCUGAAAGAUCUUAAGGGAUUUGAAAGACUUCAGAAAAAAUCUCCAAUUAAAUAAAAUAAUGGAAGAUGGUAUCUGUCAUAGAACAAUUACCAUUCCUGGAUCUAUGACAACAAAAGCUAGUUUAGAGCCUAGUAAAAUCAACUUAAAGCAAUUACUAAAAGAACUCCAAAAACAAUCAAAACGUCCAAAACAGCUCAGCCAAUCAAACCAGGCCAACCCCUCUCCCACUCCGCCCCUCCACUCAAAACCCUCCGUCCCUAAAAUCCCAGCUAAAAUCCCUACUCCUUCGCACAAUUUCAGCCUACGAAGAAGAGACCUCUUCUUCCUACAGAAUCUGUAA